Molecule: messenger RNA, 506 nt
Organism: Calliphora vicina (urban bluebottle blowfly)
Lineage: Eukaryota; Metazoa; Arthropoda; Insecta; Diptera; Calliphoridae
Product: cuticle protein 16.5-like
Exons: 2
Coding region: 1-426 (141 amino acids)
Source: RefSeq, a predicted model, not a curated record
AUGUUCAAAUUCGCUGUUGUUAUCUUCGCUGUCAUUGCUUGUGCUGCUGCCAAGUCUGGUUUGAUUGGUGCUCCUUUGGCUUAUGCUGCUCCUGCAGCUGUAGUUGCUGCCCCCGCCGGUGUUGUUACUGCCACCAGUAGCCAAUUUGUUGCCCGCAAUCACAAUGGUAUCGCUACUGCUCCCAUUGUAGCUAAUGUUGCUACCCCUGUUGUUGCCAAGACUGUUGCUGCUUAUACCGCUCCUGUUGUAGCCAAAUACGCUGCUGCUUACUCUACUCCCUUGGCUUAUACUUCUCCAUUGGCUUACUCUUCUCCUUUGGCUUACUCUAGCCCCGUAGUUGCCAAAUAUGCUGCUGCUUACUCUCAUCCUUUGGCCUACUCAGCUCCUUUGACUUAUGCUGCUGCUCCAGCUCCAGUUUUCUUUUAAAACUGUGAUUGUUACGAUUUUGUUAUGAAUGCGAUUUGUUUUUAUUAGUUCGAAAUAAAUGAUAAUAUAUUUAUUAAAAA